GCACUAGCCCGGCGAGGAGAGCACCGGCCGGGCGCGGAGAGCACCAGGCGGGCGCCGGGAGCAGCGGCCGGGCGCGGCCGGGCGGAGCGGAGCUGCCGGGUGUCGGCGCCGCAGCCCGGCCGCGGGGAGAGCGCGGAGAUCGCGGGUUUCUGGUCUUGUUUUUCCCAGCGACUCAAACUUUCCUCCGUCCCUCGCGUCCUGGGGUCCCCCUCGGCGGGAACUGCCCUUCGGGUUCCCGCGGGGCGCCGGGCAGCGGACCCGGGCGGGGGGCUUGGGGCCCGGGUCUGCCCGCCGCUCUGAGCCCCCGCACCCGCCGCAGGACCCGCCCCGCGCCGCGGCCUCCCGUGCCCGCUCCGCCCAGGGGCAUCCCCGGGGCGGGGAGACGACAAGUUUGUCGGUGGCCAGUGGCCUGUGGGCUCGAGCGCCGCCGCCAGCGGGGACCCGGCGCCCGCAGCCCGCGCAGCCCGCCCCGGGCACCUGGAGCCGGGGCGCUGGCCCUCGCGGUCGCCGCUCGGGAAGGCGGGCACGCAAGGGGCACCGCGGGGCCCCGGCGGAUGCGCCCCCCGCCGCCUCGCGGGAUGAAGCACGGGCCGUGAAGAUGGAGCUGACCUGCCUCCUGCUCCUGGCGCUGCUCCCGGUCCACGGCCGGGCACAAGGAGUCUACGCUCCAGCCCAGGCCCAGAUCGUGCACGCGGGCCAGGCGUGUGUGGUCAAAGAGGACAACGUGAGCGAGCGCGUGUACACCAUCCGGGAGGGGGACACCCUCGUGCUGCAGUGCCUCGUCACAGGGCACCCGCGGCCCCAGGUGCGGUGGACCAAGACCGCGGGCAGCGCGUCCGACAAGUUCCAGGAGACGUCGGUGUUCAAUGAGACGCUGCGGAUCGGGCGCAUCGCGCGCACGCAGGGCGGCCGCUACUACUGCAAGGCCGAGAACGGCGUGGGCGUGCCGGCCAUCAAGUCCAUCCGCGUGGACGUGCAGUACCUGGAUGAGCCGGUGCUGACGGUGCACCAGACGGUGAGUGACGUGCGCGGCAACUUCUACCAGGAGAAGACGGUGUUCCUGCGCUGCACGGUCAACUCCAACCCGCCCGCCCGCUUCAUCUGGAAGCGGGGCUCCCACACGCUGUCCCACAGCCAGGACAACGGCGUGGACAUCUACGAGCCGCUCUACACCCAGGGGGAGACCAAGGUCCUGAAGCUGAAGAACCUGCGGCCACAAGACUACGCCAGCUACACCUGCCAGGUGUCCGUACGCAACGUCUGCGGCAUCCCCGACAAGGCCAUCACCUUCCGGCUCACCAACACCACCGCGCCCCCAGCCCUGAAGCUGUCUGUGAACGAGACUCUGGUGGUGAACCCUGGGGAGAAUGUGACGGUUCAGUGUCUGCUGACGGGCGGUGACCCACUCCCCCAGCUGCAGUGGUCCCACGGGCCCGGCCCACUACCCCUGGGGGCUCUGGCCCAGGGGGGCGCCCUCAGCAUCCCAUCGGUGCAGGCUCGCGACUCUGGCUACUACAACUGCACGGCCACCAACAACGUGGGCAACCCGGCCAAGAAGACAGUCAACCUGCUGGUGCGCUCCAUGAAGAACGCCACGUUCCAGAUCACCCCCGACGUGAUCAAGGAGAGCGAGAACAUUCAGCUGGGCCAGGACCUGAAGCUCUCGUGCCAUGUGGACGCGGUGCCCCAGGAGAAGGUCACCUACCAGUGGUUCAAGAACGGCAAGCCGGCACGCAUGUCCAAGAGGCUGCUGGUGACCCGAAAUGACCCUGAGUUGCCUGCUGUCACCAGCAGCCUCGAGCUCAUCGACCUGCACUUCAGCGACUAUGGCACAUACCUGUGCGUGGCUUCCUUCCCGGGGGCGCCCGUGCCUGACCUCAGUGUCGAGGUCAACAUCUCCUCUGAGACAGUGCCGCCCACCAUCAGCGUGCCCCGGGGCCGCGCCGUGGUGACCGUGCGCGAGGGCGCGGCCGCCGAGCUGCAGUGCGAGGUGCGUGGCAAGCCGCGGCCGCCCGUGCUCUGGGCGCGCGUGGACAAGGAGGCGGCGCCGCUGGAGACCCCCGACGGGAGGCUGCGGCUGGAGCGCGUGAGCCGGGACAUGGGCGGGACCUACCGCUGCCAGACGGCGCGCUACAACGGCUUCAACGUGCGGCCCCGCGAGGCCCAGGUGCAGCUGAACGUGCAGUUCCCGCCCGAGGUGGAGCCCAGCUCCCAGGACGUGCGCCAGGCGCUGGGCCGGCCCGUGCUGCUGCGCUGCGCGCUGCUCCGAGGCAGCCCCCAGCGCAUCGCCUCGGCCGUGUGGCGCUUCCGAGGGCAGCUGCUGCCGCCGCCGCCCGCCGUCCCCGUCGCCGCCGAGGCCCCCGACCACUCCGAGCUCCGCCUGGACGCCGUGACCCGCGACAGCAGCGGCAGCUACGAGUGUAGCAUCUCCAACGACGUGGGCUCUGCCUCCUGCCUCUUCCAGGUCUCGGCCAAAGCCUACAGCCCGGAGUUUUACUUCGACACCCCCAACCCCACCCGCAGCCACAGGAUGUCCAAGAAUUACUCCUACGUGCUGCAGUGGACCCAGCGGGAGCCCGACGCAGUCGACCCCGUGCUCAACUACAGGCUCAGUGUCCGCCAGCUGAACCAGCACAGCGCCGUGGUCAAGGCCAUCCCGGUGCGGCGCGUGGAGAAGGGGCAGUUGCUGGAGUACCUGCUCACCGACCUCCGCGUGCCCCACAGCUACGAGGUCCGCCUCACGCCCUACACCACCUUCGGGGCCGGGGACCUGGCCUCCCGCAUCAUCCACUACACAGAGCCUGUCAACUCUCCCAACCUGGCAGACAACACCUGUCACUUUGAGGACGAGAAGAUCUGUGGCUACACUCAGGACCUGACUGACAACUUUGACUGGACAAGACAGAAUGCCCUCACCCAGAACCCUAAGCGCUCCCCCAACACAGGCCCUCCCACUGACAUCAGUGGCACCCCUGAGGGUUACUACAUGUUCAUCGAGACGUCAAGGCCCCGGGAGUUGGGGGACCGCGCUCGGCUGGUGAGUCCCCUGUACAACGCCAGCGCCAAGUUCUAUUGUGUCUCCUUCUUCUACCACAUGUACGGGAAACACAUCGGCUCCCUCAACCUCCUGGUGCGGUCCCGGGGCAAAGGAACUGUGGACACACACGCCUGGUCCCUCAGCGGCAACAAGGGGAACACGUGGCAGCAGGCCCAGGUGCCCAUCAGCCCCAGCGGGCCCUUCCAGAUUAUUUUUGAGGGAGUUCGAGGCUCAGGCUACCUGGGCGACAUUGCCAUAGACGACGUCACUCUGAGGAAGGGCGAGUGCCCCCGGAAGCAGACGGAUCCCAAUAAAGUGGUGGAGAUGCCGGGCAGCGGAGCCCCCGUCCAACCCCGGCCACAGCUCUGGGGGCCUGUGGCCAUCUUCUUCGUGGCCCUGCAGAGAUGAUGAGCGCUGCGUGGCCACCCGCCCCGGCACACCAAAGUGUCUGCAUUGAACCAAAGACUGAGCCCCGGCAGCGGGUGCCCGGGGCGGGGCCGGCCUUCCCGGAGCAGCGGAGAGGACAGUGGAGGACAAGGACUGAGGCCUGGCGCCGAGGCCCUGGAUGGUCGCUCGCCGCACCACACACGCACACACUCACACACCCACUCUCACACAGAGACCUAUUAAAGCACAAGUUUCUAUCUGACCUGCCAGCACCUUCUUUACCGCGGAGACGGGGCAUGGCCAGCCCUGGGAC
Molecule: messenger RNA, 3737 nt
Organism: Sorex fumeus (smoky shrew)
Lineage: Eukaryota; Metazoa; Chordata; Mammalia; Eulipotyphla; Soricidae
Gene: MDGA1
Product: MAM domain containing glycosylphosphatidylinositol anchor 1
Exons: 17
Coding region: 599-3445 (948 amino acids)
Biological process (GO): homophilic cell-cell adhesion; synapse organization
Cellular component (GO): plasma membrane; neuronal cell body; axon
Molecular function (GO): axon guidance receptor activity; protein binding
Source: RefSeq, a predicted model, not a curated record